UAAAAUUGCAGUUUGUAUGGGAACAAUUAUAUCCUACCGCGGUGUCCCAACACAGAGCACAGCUACAUUGUAUCAGAACGUUGAAACAUUUUUGUUGCGUUCUGUCGCAGCCAAGGGGACCUCCUUUCUGCAGAACCGUAUGUAGCAAACGGUACCAGCGGGCCUGGGAUUUUAAUCGCGCUGUGGCGGAUCUGCAAUCUCAAUUCUGGUCAAGAUAUUACUAAAUGUCCUAUUUGCAACACGUCGCGUAACCGCGUAGCCUACGGAAAUAGCAGUCAUGUGUUGCAAUGUAUUAGACAGUCCUGUUGUCAAGUUGACGGUAAAGGAGAUACUAAAAUAUUGACGAGUAAAUAUAGCACGAAGCAACCCAAGACGCACGCACCACGGUCGUUCCACUCAUCUGUCAAACGAGCACAUUGGGUUUUUUAAAGGUAUUUUAAUCAGACCUCGUUACAGAACUAUAGCUCGAAAAUAGAUGAAAUGGUCAGCCACAUUGUAACUAAUAAAAACGGAGUGUGAUUUGAAAGCUCCGCGCUGUAGCCUACACAGGAACGUGCACGGCUCAAAAGGAGCUUAGGAUUGGAGUGUAUCGUAAUUCAGUAGUUCAGUGCUAACCUAGCUCUGUGUUGGAACACUUUCAGUCAGGACGGCACAGUGAUGGACACUAAUGACGGUCGUGUUGUUCUGUGUGAAUGUGUGUGCGCCACCGCGUGAGUUAAUGUCUGGAAAUGGUUCAGCCUGUCUCAAGAGUUAGCUAGCCGCAGUUCAUCAGGCCUGGUUUGUCCCCACCGGGACUUAGACCCGCACAGAUAUUACACUAUUUGAAGCGCAAUAGCAAACAGUUGUUUUCACGGAUUUAUUUGUCAUCAGGGUCGACAGACAAGAUUCAAUUCUCUGCCUUAUUAGCUGCUGGAAUUCAUCAUGUGUUCGCUGGUUGGCAUGGAUGACCAUUAGCUAAUAACAAUAAAGAUGUCAGACCAGCUCAGUCCACACACAUAAGGAGGCACCAUGAAGCCAGAGGGACACAUGCUUUUCUCAACAGCUCAACUGGGGGAUCUGAUGGUUGAUAUGAGCAGCUUAAAAACACAAGUCCUUGUUGAAAACUAGAUUAUAUCCCCUAUGCCUGUCUGUGUUGCAUAGCAGGCACCAGGCUGUGUGUAUCCCUACUGCACUCCCAUCUUUUCCAUACACUUAACCUGGUCAUUGGUAGGAAUGAACAGCAACAGAACUACUAUAGUGUAUUUGACAAGACAUUUAAAAAGCUCUGAUUUUUUCCCCCUCUGUUUAUAGUCAAAUAGGGAAAGCCUAUAGUUGAUAUAAAAUCAGAUAUCACCUCAAUCAAAGCACCUUUCUCUGUGGUUGGAGCACCUUAUCUGCCAGGAAUAGGUAUCUGCUUGGCAGCCCUGUCUAUAGUCAGCGGCGCAGCGUGCACGCCUCUCACCUCUUUGCAUACAGUCUCAAGCUGGACGCAGUGCAGACAGGCAGGCAGGCCGGCAAGUAGGCUGUCUGGCAGGCAGGCAGGUAGGUGAGCAAGUGAGGCGAGACGAGGCUUCCCCUCAUGUGGUGAUGCAGGUUACCUGUCACAAGUGAGCUGUUUGCCGACAGGUCUGGCUGGCGUGUGCGUUUGCACACCUCGCCCAGGUGUGAACCCUCCCACCACUCUCGCUCUCCGCCCCCCGCUCUCUCCUGUGUGAUCUCACCCAAUCACAUUCCACUGCCACAUUUGACUCAGGUGCAUGUGUGUGUGUGCUUUUCGGUGAAAGUCUAUUCCCCGCCAUUUCCUUGUGUGGUCGGGGAAGGCAAGACAGUAGGAGCAGCCAUGGAGCAGUGGCAGCGAAGAAUGAACAUGGACUUCUCCCCCCUACACACGUACACACCUCCGCAGUGUGCCCCAGACAACACCGGAUACACCUACUCCCUCAGUUCCAGCUAUUCGUCUGCGGCGUUGGACUUUGAGAAGGAGCACCACAUUGCUCCGGUCUACGACUCUCCCAAGAUGUCGCGGCGCAGCCUGCGUCUGCACACGGGCGCCGGUCUCUAUGGCAACGAGGCCCUGGGAGACCAGUCGCACAACCACAGCUACACCACCACCACCACCACCACCACCAGUGUCAGCUCCGGCAACAGCGGCAGUGGCACUGCCUCAACCAGGCGGACGGUGAGGAGCAGGAGGCAGCAGCAACAGCAACAGCUGGCCUCAUCCGAGCUGCAGGCGAGCUCGCACACGCAGACGCUCACGCAGCACCAGACGCAGACGGUGACGCCCAUCCGCCGGACGCUACGCAGCCACAGCAGCUACGUGCUGGGCCAGGCGGGCGCGGGGGCAGGAGCAGGGGCGGGGGCGGGCAUCACGGGCACCGAGACAGACGGCUGCCUCAGCGCCAGCCUGCUGGAGGAGGCCAGUCUCAAGGCACACGCCACCUCCACGCCCAGAGGCUGGGGAGCAGAGCAUGAUGUCGACCUCAAAGGAGGCCACAGCGUGCACACGGAGCACCACCACAGCUCGUCGCGGGUCAACGGCGACACCGGCAUGACGCAAACACACACGACGGUGGUCAACGGCUACAUCUGCCGCGACUGCUCCAUCCACGCCGAGAGGAAGGACGCCUUGACGGCCCUGUCCCGAUCAUCCGGCUCCUCGAGCUCCUCCUCCGGGUCGGCCGCCACCGCUGCUAUCGCCGCCUCCGCCUCCGCUGGUGCUUCGGCAGUGGGUGGGGGUAUCUAUGGGGAUGGCAGCCUUCACCUGUCCUCUGGAUCCGGAUCUGGAUCUUCCUCCUCUUACGCCGCCACCUCCAUAUACAGUCGUGGACAACAGCACAGGACAGGUUUGCUGUCGAGCGUGUCGGGCGCGUGCGUCCGCCAGAGCAAGCGUGCCGUGGCCUCGGUCUUCACCGUCAUCACGCUGCUUUUCCACAGGAUGCUGGGCAGCUCCAGCACCCACCAGCAGGGCGGCGACAUCACCAGCAGCACCACCACUAGCAGCAGCAAAGGUGUGCUGGUGUCCAUGUCAGACAGGGUGCGGGGUGUGGGCACUGCGUGCUCUGACACGGUGCUGUUGCUGAGGAAGAGGCUGAGGGAGAGGUUCUCUUUCAGGGAAUACCCCACCAAAGCUCACUCCAGUUACUGCAGCAGUAUGAACGUGAAGGGCCUGGUGGCAGGCGAAGGACAUCUGAACUUAAAUGGAUCUCUGUGUGAUGACUGUAAGGGGAGCCAGCACCUGGAGUCUCACACGCUCAUCACACAGCAGUCCUCCUCAAAGCGCAGGGGCCUGGUGGCAGCCCUCCUGGGGGGGCUACUGGGGGCCCUCAUGACCCUGCUGACUUACACAGGCGCAGGUGUGCUGGGGGUGUGUCGGGCUGUUUCGUCAGCAGGUGCAUCCGGCGGCAGGAAGCUGCUCUCACUACUCUGGCUCCUCCUCUUAGCACCAGGGAAAGCGGCGAGGGGACUUCUGUGGUGGCUGGGGACAGGAUGGUAUCAGCUGGUGUCGCUCAUGUCCCUCAUCAACGUCUUUUUCCUGACCAGGUGCCUGCCCAAGCUAUGGAAGCUCCUCCUCCUGCUCCUCCCCUUCCUACUGCUGCUGGCUCUGUGGUACCUGGGUCCGUCCAUGUUGGCAGUGUUGCCGGUGGUGAACGUGACAGAGUGGUCCGAGUGGAGCUCCUCUUCUCUCUACUCCCUGCUGCCCUCCUCCGCCUCCUCCUCCUCCCCCUCCUCCUCCUCCCCCUCCUCUUCCUCCUCCUCUGGCCCAUGGCUGGCGCUUCCAUGGCUCUUCAGCUCUGACUCCUCCUCCACCGCUGAGGAGCAGGCCACCGCACCCACUCUGCCCCCUGUCACCGCCCCACCGCCUGCCUCCAUACCACAGAACUCGGAGGCGGAGGCGCGUCUCCUGGCCCUACUGGCUGCGGACUCGGCGCGGCUGACGCAGCUGGAGGGGCGUCUGGCCGCGCUGUGGCAAAACGUCCAGCAGGGGGAGCAGCGGCAGGAGGAGCAGCACGGCCACACGCUAGGCCUGUACCAGGGCCUGGAGGAGCAGCUGCGAGCCCAGACGGACCGGCAGGCGCUGGGGCUCUGGGUGUCGGGCAUCCUGGAGGACCGGCUGGGGGCGCUGAGGGCAGACCUGGAGCAGCAGGCCUCUCACAAGGCAGAGUCUCAGGAGCAGUACGUGGCAGAGCAGAAAGCUCAUGAGACUCGUCUGGCUGAACUGGAGAUACUUCUGCAGGCCCUGGCUGCCAAGACACAGGAGGUUCAGCUGCAGCAACAGCAGCAUCAGGUGGAGAGGGAGCAGGAGAAGGAGCAGGAGAAGGAGAUGGAGAAAGAGAAGGAGAAGGAGAAGGAGAAAGAGAAGGAGAAAGAGAAGGAGAAAGAGAAGGAGAAAGAAGCAGUGGUCCCUCCUCCUCCAAUCAGUGUGGGUGUGGGCCAGGAAGACCAUGAUGCUUUGCUGCAGCAGGUGGGUCGUUUGGAGGCGGAGCUUGGCCGCAUCAGAGACGACCUGCAGGGGGUGAUGGGAUGCCGCGGCCGCUGUGAGCAGCUGGACAAACUGCAGGAGACCGUAUCUGCGCAGGUGAGUGAGGAGGUGCGUCGUCAGCUUCAGGGCGUGUUCUACGUGGGCGAGGAGGGCGAGCGGGCGGGCGAGGUGCGUCUACCGGAGUCCCUUCUGGCGUGGCUGUCGGCGCGCUUUGCACGCGGCGAAGACCUGCACACCUCACUGGCCGCCCUGGAGAGGAGCAUCCUGGGAAACGUCUCCCUGCAGCUGGAGGAGCACAAGCAGCAGAUGCAGGAGCAGCAGAUGCAGCAGGAGCACAAGCUGCAGGAGCAACCGGCCGCCGCCUCCUCCUGCGCAGAGACCGUCACCCAGAGCGUCACACACACCGCCAUGGCUGCAGGCAUGACGGAACAGGAAGUGCAUGUGAUUGUGCAGAACGCUCUGCGUCUCUACGGCCAGGACCGCACCGGAAAGGUGGACUACGCCCUGGAGUCUGGAGGUGGCAGCAUCUUGAGCACGCGCUGCUCUGAGACCUUUGAGACCAAGACGGCCCUCAUGAGCCUGUUCGGACUGCCCCUCUGGUACUUCUCCCAGUCGCCUCGCGUCGUCAUACAGCCUGAUGUGUAUCCUGGUAACUGCUGGGCCUUCAAGGGUUCCCAGGGCUACUUGGUGAUCCGUCUCUCCCUGAGCGUGCGCCCCACCGGCUUCUGUCUGGAGCACAUCCCCAAAGCCCUCAGCCCCACCGGCAACAUCAGCAGCGCACCCAAACACUUCACUGUCUAUGGCCUGGAGGAUGAGUACCAGGAGGAGGGGACCCAGCUGGGAGACUACGUCUACGAUGAGGACGGAGACUCACUACAGAGCUUCCCAGUCACGAUGGAGAACGAGAAGUCCUUCCAGAUCAUCGAGGUGCGGGUGCUGUCCAACUGGGGCCACCCGGAGUACACCUGCCUCUACCGCUUCAGGGUGCAUGGAGAGCCCCGGCCCAAACCAACCCCCAUAGCGUAACGCUAACAUCAAGAAGCUAACGUAAAGAAGCUAACGUAAAGAUCCUAACGCGUGUCUGCCAUGGACAGGGCACACGUAGACACCAUGGACAUCACAUAUACUGUACAGUGGAGAUAGAAAGAGUGUGUGAACCUCUUGGCGUUACCUCGGUUUUUUAAAUAAGGUUUUAAUUGCUCGUAAAAUAUUUUCGCUUUGUCGACCUAGACAAAUGGAUUGUGUUUCCGGAAUCAACACAGAAAAGAAAGAAAUCAUGUUUUUUUGUCUUAAUUGAAAAGAAGUUUUAGAUUAAAAAUAGGUAUUGGACUAGCUCAAGGUUGAGCCUUUGUGUAAUUUGGCAGCAGGGCCUUCAAUCCAGUCUUUUCUCAUGAUGCUCAUAGCCAAUCAUCUUAAUUACCCACAGUGCAGUAGGAGUUGAUUUCUAUGGUGCCUUUUAAUGCAGUGUACAGUUUUGUACGUUGUUCUUGAGAAAAGAAACCGAAUGUUUUCCAACCAGCAAAAGUUUUAGUUCACCUGCUUUGGUCCUAAAAAAUGUAUCACAUCAUAUUUUUUUAGCCAACAGAAUGUAAUUUUAUCUGAAAUCAUGCAUGCUAAGGUCAUUUAACAGUUUAAAUGAUUUCUAAUCUAAUUAUGACCAAUAUUUAAUGAACCACAAUGUUACUUUUUAUUUAUUACUUUUUUUAUCCGUUAAAGCAAGCAACACAUCAUGUGGUUGUUUGAAAGCUAAAAAAAAAACUUGCGUACACCCCCAGUUGAGUGAUAAUGACUGGACAGACCACCUGCUAGUGUAGUGUAUGACAGCUAGCCUAGCUGCUCACGGAACAUUAGUUGACUUUCUACAUGGCACGUGUUCUUCUUAUAUCCUCUUGGCUGGUUUGCCCAUAUCUACCUUUGCAGAUUUACACUAACUAUCAUUUGAUUGGAUAGUUAUUUUAGCUCUGUACAGGACAUUUAAAGAUGAUCUUUUUGUUGCACAUUGCCAUUCAUUACGACAUUCAUGGUUUAAGUUAAUUUCUUUCAGUGACAAAAGAAGGGGGGGGAAAUCAUUCAAAACAUAUUUUUCCUGUCACUACUGAAAACAGACUGUUUCAUAAUUGAAGUUGAGAUAAGAGCAUCGAAGAAUAUUUUAAGCGCACUUACGCCUUAUUGCAGGUAAUUCCAAAACGGUUCACUCACCUUUUCUUGCCACUGUACAUAAAAAUGAGGACAAGACUACGGACUGAAAACAGUGGAUUUGGGGACAUGUUUUUUUUUUUUUUUUUAAGGACUACAGACGUCAAAGCAUGGCUGUCAUGAAUGUGUCAAGGGACUAAAAUAAUGGACAGCCAAUUCAAGGAGAGAAAAAAUGAGAAGAAAGAAAGGAGUAAUCCUAAAAGGAUGGCCAGGAGCAAAUGAAAUGACUUGACUGAAUGAAUGAACCAUGGAAACAGGUGUUUUAGCAGAGAGGCGGAAGGGCUUUCCCCUGCCUCGGUCCAGCUCACUAAAGUCGUCAAAACCAGCUCUUGCACUGAUCCGGACCUUUCCGGAAAGGAGUCGAGGAGGCACCGCCCCCCACCCCACCCUUCACAUCACCCCGCCCACCGACAUCUAUGCCCUGACAAUUAACAACAACCUUUGUAUUAUUAUUUUUUAUUUUUUUUGCUCUUGGACGUCAUUCUUCAAUGAACAUCUACUACAUUUAAGGUCUUCUUUUCUUUUGUGUUGUUGUUAUUGACUAUUUUAUCACGUGUUCAAAGAGGAUCUGUGCAGACUAGCCUGCAGCUCAACUCUCCAGUUGUCAUUACGCCUACAGCACAUCGCAUGCAUCCACUCUACUGUACACACGCAUCCACGUCACCCGUCAUUUUUGGAAGAUGUGUAAAUGUUCAUUCUUCUUGGUUUUAAGCUUCGAUUCUUCAUGCUGUUGGAUGGCCACAGCAUGACCGACAUGUGUUUUCUUGUUUGGUUUGGUUUUGUUUUGGGUGUCGAGUAUCUUACUUAUGUAUUUCUAUUUUUAAUCGCAUCUACAGCCAUAAACCACAAUGAUGCUUUUUUAAAAGAAAGGACAGAUGAAUGUGCUUUAGAAGUGUGAGGCGUGUGUGCGUGUCUGUCUGUCUGUCUGUCUCGUUUGUGUGUGUGUGUGUGUGUGUGUGUGUGUGUGUGUGUGUGUGUGUGUGUGUGUGUGUGUGUGUGUGUGAGUGUGUGCAAGCGUUGCAAGCAUUGGUUCUUGUGAGUGAGUUUUGUGUGUGUGUGUUUUCAUCUUACCUAUGUACUGCCAUCUUGUCUUUUUUCCCUCAUCUGUAUCAGCCCAAGCACACAACUGGAGUAGCUAAGAAGUAUGCCUAGCCCUGUACACAUGCAAAGCCAUCAAUCUGUUUAUUUAUACCUACCAUAUAUAUUUUUUUGCUACGUGUAUAGUCCAUUUCAGUCUGUUCACUUUUAGUUUCUUAGGGCAGAGCUAGUAAGCGAUGGCUCUGCUGAUAAACGCCACUCAGCAGGAAUGUAUUGUACAUGUCACUGUUUAUAGUACGCCCUUUUUGAUAUCUGCCUAUUAUCAGUGUUGCUUUAUAAAAACAAAAAAGGGUACCCUCUCGAUCAUUUUUAAUUAUUGUAAUAUUAUUACCCAUUUUGAAUUAUGUUGUGUAUCAUGGUGAUAGAGAAUGCUGAAGAAUGCACUGUUGUGACUUGUUAAAGACAUGUAUAUUGCAGAAAAGUCCUAAACGAUUUGCCAGAAUUUUUCAGACGGAAGAAAGAAAAAAAUAAUUAUGUGGUUGUUGAGGGAGAAAGUUUUCUUCCUCGACCUCUGAAUUGUGGACCUAAAAGAGUCUCCAAAUGUACAAAAUGAAUUUGUUCAGUACUAUUUAUUAAGGUUAGUUGUUGAAUUAGGACUGUGCAGUGUAUUUUUGUAAACUGCUUCUCGGUGCAUUUUUGAAGCCAUCUAUAUAGACAGUAAGGUUUUGUUCAAAAAAAAAUUAUUAGAUUUUAUUUUUGUUGCUGCUGUCACAAGAUGGGUAAUCUGCUAUGGAAUAACGUUCCAAAUAAAACUUUUAAUUUUGAGCGCUUUUA
This is a messenger RNA of Engraulis encrasicolus (European anchovy), 8530 nucleotides long. It is a transcript of the gene sun1b, whose product is annotated as Sad1 and UNC84 domain containing 1b. The transcript is spliced from 24 exons. The record is from RefSeq and is a predicted model, not a curated record. Gene Ontology annotation, molecular function: protein-membrane adaptor activity. Gene Ontology annotation, cellular component: meiotic nuclear membrane microtubule tethering complex; nuclear envelope. Bases 1820 to 5488 code for a protein of 1222 amino acids. Lineage: Eukaryota; Metazoa; Chordata; Actinopteri; Clupeiformes; Engraulidae.